Torulaspora delbrueckii is the source of this 4383-nucleotide messenger RNA. It is a transcript of the gene RPO31, whose product is annotated as DNA-directed RNA polymerase III core subunit RPO31. The coding region runs from base 1 to 4383 and encodes 1460 amino acids. Gene Ontology annotation, biological process: DNA-templated transcription. The record is from RefSeq and is a predicted model, not a curated record. NCBI's taxonomy places the organism in Eukaryota, Fungi, Ascomycota, Saccharomycetes, Saccharomycetales, Saccharomycetaceae. Gene Ontology annotation, molecular function: DNA-directed RNA polymerase activity; DNA binding. The transcript has a single exon.
AUGAAAGAGGUUGUAGUUAGCGCGACUCCCAAGAGGAUAAGUGGGCUGGAAUUCAGUGCUUUGAGCGCAGCAGAUAUUGUAGCCCAGUCUGAAGUUGAGAUCUCUACGCGUGAUCUGUUCGAUCUCGAGAAUGGUAGGGCUCCAAGGGCUGGUGGUGCUUUGGAUCCCAAGAUGGGUGUCUCUUCUUCGAGCCUGGAGUGUACUACUUGUCAUGGUAACUUGGCAUCGUGUCACGGUCAUUUUGGUCACAUUAAGUUGGCUUUACCUGUUUUCCACGUUGGGUAUUUUAAAGCUACUAUUCAAAUUUUACAAGGCAUUUGCAAGAAUUGUUCUGCGGUUCUAUUGGAUGAUCAUGAUAGAAGACAUUUCUUGUCUGAACUACGUCGUCCUGGGGUUGAUAAUCUGAGACGUAUGGGUAUACUUUCCAAAGUUCUUGAUCAAUGUAAGAAACAAAGAAGAUGUUUACAAUGUGGUGCAUUAAAUGGUGUUGUGAAGAAAGCAGCUGCCGGUUCAGGUUCUGCGUCACUCAAGAUCAUUCACGAUACCUUCCGUUGGGCGGGCAAGAAAUCUGUUCCAGAAAAGGACAAAUGGGUUGGUGACUGGGACGAAGUGUUAUCACAUAACCCAGAACUAGAGCGUUACGUCAAGCGUUGUAUGGAUGAUUUGAAUCCUUUAAAGACUCUGAACCUUUUCAAACAGCUGAAACCUGAAGACUGUGAGCUUCUUGGUAUAGAUUCUUCUAACAAGUCAGGUCGACCAGAGACUUAUAUCUGGAGAUACUUGCCAGCUCCGCCUGUUUGUAUCAGACCUUCGGUCAUGAUGCAAGAUUCUCCCGCAUCCAAUGAAGAUGAUUUAACUGUUAAACUGACUGAAAUUGUUUGGACUUCGUCGUUGAUCAAGAGUGGUCUCGAAAAAGGUAUAUCAAUUAACAAUAUGAUGGAACAUUGGGAUUACUUACAACUGUCAGUGGCAAUGUAUAUCAAUUCUGAUUCCGUGAACCCUGCUAUGAUGCCGGGUGCAUCAAGUGGAGGCGGUAAAGUCAAACCAAUCAGAGGGUUUUGUCAACGUCUUAAGGGUAAACAAGGCAGAUUUAGAGGUAAUUUAUCUGGUAAGCGUGUUGAUUUCUCGGGGAGAACAGUUAUUUCACCAGAUCCAAAUUUAUCCAUUGACGAAGUUGCCGUUCCAGAUCGUGUCGCCAAAGUGCUAACAUAUCCAGAAAAGGUCACUCGUUACAAUAGACAAAAAUUGCAACAACUUUUAAUCAAUGGUCCCAACGUACAUCCAGGUGCCAACUAUUUAUUAAAAAAAGACGAAGACGCCAGAAGAAACUUACGUUAUGGUGAUCGUGUCAAAUUGGCAAAAAACUUAAGAGUAGGUGAUGUUGUCGAGAGACAUCUCGAGGAUGGCGAUGUCGUUCUAUUCAACCGUCAGCCUUCUCUGCAUAGAUUGUCUAUCUUAUCGCAUUAUGCAAAGAUCCGUCCAUGGAGAACUUUCAGAUUAAAUGAAUGUGUCUGUACACCAUAUAACGCCGAUUUUGACGGUGACGAAAUGAACUUGCAUGUUCCUCAAACCGAGGAGGCCAGAGCAGAAGCGAUAAACCUGAUGGGUGUCAAGAAUAACCUGCUAACACCAAAGUCUGGUGAACCCAUCAUUGCCGCUACGCAAGAUUUCAUCACAGGCUCAUACCUGAUUUCGCAUAAGGAUUCUUUCUUUGACAGAGGUUCUUUGACUCAGCUACUCUCUAUGAUGUCCGAUGGCAAUUUGCAAUUCGACAUUCCAGCACCCGCCAUCAUGAAACCAUGCUACCUAUGGACCGGGAAACAGGUGUUUUCUUUGUUAAUUAAACCAAACAAGAAAUCACCAGUGGUGAUUAACUUGGAUGCCAAGAAUAAAGUCUUCAUUCCCCCAAAAUCGAAGUCACUCCCUAGUGAAAUGUCGCAAAAUGAUGGUUACGUUAUUAUAAGAGGUUCAGAAAUUUUGAGUGGUGUCAUGGAUAAAUCUGUUCUUGGUGAUGGUAAAAAGCACUCUGUCUUUUACACAAUCCUUAGAGAUUAUGGCCCUCAAGAAGCUGCUAAUGCAAUGAACAGAAUGGCUAAACUCUGUGCUAGGUAUUUGGGUAACAGAGGUUUCUCAAUUGGUAUCAGUGAUGUUACGCCAGCGGAUGAUUUGAAAAAGAAAAAGGAAGAUAUGGUCGAGUUUGCAUAUGCAAAGUGUGAUGAAUUAAUUGAUUCUUAUAACAAGGGCAAGCUGGAGACUCAACCUGGUUGUAACGAAGAACAAACUCUAGAAGCCAAGAUUGGUGGUCUCUUAUCCAAGGUUAGAGAAGAGGUCGGUGACGUUUGUAUCAAUGAACUGGAUAAUCUGAAUGCUCCACUUAUCAUGGCAACCUGUGGUUCCAAAGGUUCCACACUUAACGUUUCUCAGAUGGUUGCUGUUGUCGGUCAGCAAAUCAUUUCAGGUAAUCGUGUUCCUGAUGGUUUCCAAGAUCGUUCCCUACCUCACUUUCCUAAGAACUCCAAGACCCCUCAAUCAAAAGGUUUUGUGAGAAACUCGUUUUUCUCAGGUUUGACACCACCAGAAUUUCUAUUCCACGCUAUCUCUGGUCGUGAAGGUUUGGUGGAUACCGCUGUCAAAACUGCUGAGACUGGUUAUAUGUCGCGUAGAUUGAUGAAGUCCCUGGAAGAUUUGUCUUGUCAGUACGAUAAUACUGUGAGGACUUCCUCUAAUGGUAUUGUGCAGUUCACUUAUGGUGGUGAUGGUCUUGAUCCUAUGGAAAUGGAAGGAAAUGCCCAGCCGGUCAAUUUCGUCAGAUCCUGGAAUCAUGCUUUCAAUGUUACCUUCAAUAAUACCGAAAGAGGUUUAUUCCCAUAUCAAAUAGAAGAAGAGACAGAUAAAAUUCUGGCACCACUCAUGAAUAGAUUAAUAAGAUAUGACAACGUCGGUAAGCUGGUUCCAAAGGAAAAAGAUGCAUUGAUAGAGUACAUUGAUCAAAAUGAUGCCGAAAGAAACUUCUAUCUAUCUUUGAAAAGCUUCAUGCGCGGCAAAGCUGAGUUGCUGGCCUCGGUGAGGAAACAAAGGGGUAUGAAGGAGUUACUGGAUGAACCUGGGCCUGAAUUCAAGAACAUAGAUUUUGAUGAAGAUGUACCGGAGAAUAUAAGGCACUCUGUUGAUCAACUAUGCCGUAUUACUGGUGACUCCGUUAGAGAAUUUUUGAAGAUCGCUAUAUCGAAGUAUCGUAGGGCAAGGGUGGAACCUGGUACUGCAGUGGGUGCCAUUGGUGCUCAAUCUAUUGGUGAGCCUGGUACUCAAAUGACUUUGAAAACUUUUCACUUUGCUGGUGUUGCUUCGAUGAACGUUACACUGGGUGUUCCUCGUAUCAAGGAAAUUAUCAAUGCUUCAAAAGUCAUUUCAACGCCAAUUAUCAAUGCUGUUCUUGUCAAUGACAAUGAUGAAAGAGCUGCUAGAGUGGUUAAAGGUAGAAUUGAAAAAACCUUACUAUCGGACGUGGCAUUUUACAUUCAGGACGUUUACCAGGAUAACCUCUCUUUUAUGCAGGUAAGAAUUGACCUCAACACCAUAGAUAAGCUUCAGCUUGAAUUGACAAUAGAAGAUAUCGCCGUCGCAAUAACAAGAGCUCCGAAGUUGAAGAUACAAGCCUCUGACGUUACUAUCCUAGAUAAAGACAAGAUCGCCAUCAAUGUUUUCCCAGAAGGAUACAAGGCUAAAUCUAUUUCCACAUCUGCUAAGGAACCUCAUGAAAAUGAUGUUUUCUUCAGAAUGCAGCAGCUCCGUCGUUCAUUGCCAGGUAUCGUUGUUAAAGGUCUACCUGAUAUUUCAAGAGCAGUUAUUAAUGUCCGUGAUGACACAAAGCGUGAGCUAUUGGUUGAAGGCUACGGUUUGAGAGAUGUCAUGUCAACGGAUGGUGUUGUUGGGCAUAAGACAGCGACAAAUCAUAUCUUGGAAGUUUUCAGUGUCCUUGGUAUCGAAGCCGCCAGAGCAAGUAUUAUUGGUGAGAUUGAUUACACCAUGAGUAAUCACGGUAUGAGUGUCGAUCCUCGUCAUAUUCAACUAUUAGGUGACGUGAUGACGUAUAAGGGAGAGAUUUUGGGUAUCACUAGGUUCGGUUUGAGUAAAAUGAGAGAUUCGGUUCUGCAGCUCGCAUCUUUCGAAAAGACAACAGAUCAUUUAUUCGAUGCAGCGUUCUACAUGAAGAGAGAUGCCGUCGAGGGUGUUUCUGAGUGUAUUAUAUUAGGACAAACAAUGUCGAUUGGUACAGGUGCUUUCAAAGUCAUUAAGGGAACCGAUCUACAUGAGCAAGACCUAAGACCAAAGCCUACUUUGUUUGAGUCCCUAUCAAAAGAAACAGCCAUAAAGGCCAACUAA